AGAUACUUGCCUGUAAUCGGCGUCCGGAUACAGCUCCCAGUUUUGAGAUGGCAAAUCACUACCUGGAUGAGGUCUGUGCUUGUUCGUGCAGUUCUGGGAAGCAGGGGAGCUUUGUCAAAGAACAGGCACAGCCACUGCAUGGUGAGGAAGCCUUUCCAGUUUUGACCAGGUCUAUGUCUACCUCACGGCGGCACAGCUGGGAAACUCCUCAGUCUCCAACAGAUGCCCAUCGUAGGUUCAGCCUGGAUGCAUCAGAGCUAGGGAGUGACACAGAAAGGGAGGAAGAAAAGGAGAAGAGCCUUCCUGACUUCUCCCCACCUCUGUCCUGGGCAGGGCUAGAAACUUGGACUGGUGGGAAUGUGAUCCAAGCGGAGGCUGAGCCUUUGGGUCAAAACCUGGGCCUUGUGGAAAAGCCUGGGAACGUGGAUAUUGACAACAGUGGGAAGCAGCUGAGGUCCACUUCUGUCUCAUGUUCCUGUGGCAGUGUCCCUUCUCAACAUAUAUCCCAAAGCCUGGAGGUCUCACUUCCAAUCUCAGUGGGGAUUGUGCCACCUGUGUUGGAUAUGAUUCAAAAGGACCACGUAGCCCCAGAACAAGUGCUAAUGGUUCAGGAAGUUCUGAAGGAGCUAGCACAGUAUCAUAGUGCUAAACAGGUGCUGUGUGCACCUGAAGGUAAAAGUGGAGCCCAGCAAAACCUGACCUGGUUUGAAUUCCUGUCUAAUGAGAAUGAAGAGAGUCCAAGGAGUGACAAAACUGAGAAGGGCACUAAGGUAAAGCGCCGGCUGAGCAAUCUGCGCAACCGUGUCACUGGUUCAUGGCAGAAGGAGAAGGGUAAGAAUAAAGAUCGGGAGAAGGAAGCUCUGGAGGCGAAGGAACGAAUGCAGGCACUGCAUGGGCAUGAACUAGCACUAGGCACCUUCUCUAAUGGCACCUGUUGCUCUCUCUGUGGCAAAAUUCUGCUGAACAAAACAGGGCUACAAUGCUUGAAUUGUGCAGUAAAUGUUCACAAAAACUGCAAGAAUCUUCUGCCUGAAUGCAGCAGCAGCAGGUCCAAGCAAAGGGAUUUGCAACUCCGGCCCUCAGGCUCCCCCCCUAGUUUACUCCAGAGUGCCUGUCCAGCCACCUCUCUCAAGGAGCACUCCUGCAGGGCCCUCCUGGGCCCAGAUGGCAGGAACCCUGGCUUGCCCCAGAACCUCGGCAUGACAAUUGCGCAGAGGGGAAGUUUGCCGUCUCAGCUAAGCACCAUCUCUGCUGGGGCUGUUGGUAAGCUUGGACUCACUGGGGGAGAGAUGGAUGAAGGGGAUUCUGGCUUCAUGAAACUUAAACCAGCCUCUGAAGAUGCUGUCUCACUGGCACCAUCAACCACGGAAUCAGUUUUUGUGGAAGAUGUCCAGUUUGCCUCCUUGCGGAAUGAACUGGAGACAGAUGCUCGGGAGUUUGCAGCUCAGUCUUGGAGUCUGGCAGUAGAGCAGUCCUAUGUGAAGAACCAGGAGCGGGAUAUAAUUAAAAGGCAAGAUGUCAUAUAUGAGUUGAUGAGGACAGAGAUGCACCAUGUCCGGACUUUGAAGAUCAUGUUGAAGGUCUACUCACAAGCCAUGCGAGAGGAGCUGCAGUUCAGUAAUUCUGACAUCCACCGUAUUUUCCCAUGUGUGGAUGAAUUACUGGAGCUCCACAGAGCCUUCCUCUUCAAGCUGAAGGAGCGUCGGAAGGAGGCUCUGGAAGAAGGUAGUGAGUGCAACUAUAUCAUCCAGAACAUUGGGGACGUCCUGGUGCAACAGUUUUCAGGAAAAACAGGAGAUACAUUGAAGGAGAAAUAUGGCAUUUUCUGUAGCAGCCACAGUGAUGCUGUGAGCUAUUAUAAAGAGCUAAUGCAGCAAAGCAAGAAGUUCCAAAACUUGAUUAAGAAAAUCAGCAAUUCUUCCAUUGUGAGACGGCUGGGUAUCCAGGAGUGCAAUCUUUUAGUCACUCAGCGCAUCAUGAAGUAUCCUGUCCUGGUGGAGCGCAUCAUUCAAAACACAGAAGCCGGCACAAAAGAAUAUGAAGACCUGACCAAGGCAUUGUUACUCAUCAAGGAGGCCAUCAUAGCUGUUGACACCAAGGUGAAUGAGUAUGAGAAAAGACAGCGCCUUCGGGAAAUUGUAACCAAGAUGGAACUCAAGUCUUCUGGGAAGUUUAAGAACGGCCUUAUCUUCCGGAAGGAGGAUAUGCUUCAGCGGCGCCUCCUGCUAGAUGGGAUGCUAUAUUGGAAAACUGCUUCUGGGCGCCUGAAAGAUAUUCUGGCUGUUCUGCUGACAGAUGUGCUUUUGCUGCUGCAAGAGAAAGACCAGAAAUACAUGUUUGCAUCUAUGGACACAAAGCCACCAGUGUUUUCCUUGCAAAAGCUGAUAGUCCGAGAAGUGGCCAACGAGGAGCGAGCCAUGUUCUUAAUCAGUGCUUCCAUGAAAGGACCAGAGAUGUAUGAGAUUCACACCAACUCCAAGGAGGACAGGAAUUUCUGGAUGACGCAAAUCCGCAGGGCAGUGGAGAGUUGUCCUAAUGAGGAUAGUGUCCUUGCUGAUCCAGAAGAGGAAAAAAAGCAGGCUGAAGUGAGAAUUGCAAAGCUGAAAGAAUUUCAAGAGCGUCUGAAUAUGAAAGAUGAUCUGAUUAUGCAAAGUCUAAAUGAGAAGCAGCAGAUCUACCAGGAAAUGGCAGAUAUGAAUGCUUUUGAGGACCUGGCUGCUGGCUCCCGUUUCCGGUUUAUCAACAGAGUGGAUUCCCCAGAGAACCUGCAAGGGGAGUCCAUCCUCAAGCAGGCAGUGAUAGAAGUGGAGAGCCUUCAGAACCUGAUCUUCACCCAGCUGGGCAGUGCAAGCUCUCAUCCUGAAGAUUCCAGUGGGUCUGGGCUGUUGAGGCGAGCUGAGACUUUUGGAGGAUAUGACAGUACCAUGACAAGUCUAUCCAAAACUGGUAGCUUCAAGAAGAAAGUCUGUGGUGGAGAGCAGUGGAUACCAGAUCAGCGAGGCCUCCUAGCCAACUCAGAGCAGUUGCUCCAAGAACUCCCUUCUGCUGGAGAGGAAGGGCUAUGCUUGGUCAGUAACACAAGAAUGGAUCAUCAUAGCAGCUUGCAGCCACUGCUGGGGACUGAAUCAGAGCUUGUUCAAAGGAUACAGACACUCUUGCAGUUGCUGCUUAGUCUCCAGGCAGUGACAGCCCAGCAGGAUAGCUACAUUGAGCUGCAGAAGCAGUUCCGGCUGCAAUCCACGCGAGGGAAUUUGCUGCUGGAGCAGGAGAGACAGCGCAAUUUUGAGAAGCAGCGGGAAGAACUGGCCAAUGUGCAGAAAUUGCAGAGCCAGUUGAAGACUGAGCAGAUGCGCUGGGAGCGAGACUGUGACCGCCAGCGGCGCCAGAUAGAGGCAGACAAGAACCGGUUACAAGAGCAAGAGGAGGAGGCACGGCAGCUGAUGGAGCGUCUGAAGCAAGAACAGGAGGAGCUGGAACAGCAACGAGAGGCCUACCAGCAUGACUUGGAGAGGCUGCGGGAAUCCCAGCGAGCAGUUGAAAAGGAGCGUGAACGUCUGGAACAGUUGCGCAAGCUGAAGAAGCAGCAUGUAGUCUCAGGUGCCUUCUGUCCUGAGACAGGCCAAGCACAUGCCCUGAGCCACUCUGUCAGCUUCAAUGGGGAAGGUAUGGAAGGAACCAUGCUGCUUACCAAGCCAUGUGGACGAGCCAGCGUAUCUGGGAUGGACUACCUGGAGCGAGGAGAGUUGGUCCGAAAGGAUAGUGCUGCACUGGAGGGAGGCCGCCCCAUUCUGGCCCUCAAGAAUGAGGUGCCCAUCCACUUGUUGAGUGCCACCAACCAGAUCCAGAAACAGGCAGCUGUGCAGCAGCAAAUCCCCACUAAGCUGGCCAUUUUGACCAAGGGCAGCAAGGAGAAAGGUGGAAAGUCUGUCAAGAUGGCCUCCCACAGGAUUGACAGUUCAACAUUGGGUGAUGUGAGGCCUCUCCCAGCUUCCAAGAUGGUUACCAAGGAAGAAUCUCAGUCUCGAAACAGACAUUCUACAAGCCCUGUCUCUCUGCAUUGCCAGAAUGUUGCCUUCCUGCCAGAACUGGCUAGUGCUGCUGAGAGCAGCCAUCCUGAAGCACCAUCUACCUCUGUUGGUCCCAUAAAGCCCAACAGCAUUCAUGCCCUUCCACCUGCCCUGGAUGACGCUAGCAAAGAUGAUGUUAUUUUUUUCUGAUCAGCACGAAGGCCUGCUUCUUUGCCCAGAUGGGUGUCGGAAUGCUCUGCCUUGGCCUAAUUGCAAAAUCUGAGGGCAGAGCUGCAAGAUUUUCCUGGAAAAUGGUUCAAAAUGAAGAUACCGUGUUGGGGCUUCAUGUUACAAUCUUGGCUUUGCUUACCUUGUUCCUUGGAGAAGAACAUUACUCUGGCUUUCUUUGGGUUCCAAGGCAAGCUUUUACAGUAACGUUCUUAAGAGUUUCUUGGGGGAUAGAUAUCCUGAGAAGAGCCUCCGUGUAGUCUUCACAUUCAACCAUAAGGUUGCCCUUGGACUUUAUUGUAGGACCAAACAAAGAUGUUGAAGAUAUUAGGGACUCUGUGGGAGGAAUCUGGGGGGAUUAGAUAGGCCCUGGUUGGUUGCACAUGUAUUUUCUUUUGUCACCUUGCAUAAAGCACCUCAUCUCCACUGAGGACUCAUUUUCCUUCCUCUUCCUGCUCCUCCCCCCUCUGUAGGCAAAUUCUCCACUGCAAGCUGGGUCCUAGAUUUUUGUUCCUGCUAAAGACUCUUGCUGCAGUAACUGGCCCACAUAGUAGCAGGCUCAAUUUUCCAGACUCCCUUCCAGAGAUGUGGGGGGUGGGGGGAUGCAGCUCAGAAUUACACUGGAUGCUGAAAUGUUUCUGGUAGAUUCUUCAAAUGAAGGAAAUGAAGAAUGUCAAAACUUAAUCACUAAUCAAGGUGUUUUGAGUGGAGCUUCUUCCUCAUCAAAGGAUGUCAUUCCCUAUGGGAAUGUCCAUUGCCUCUAUUCUGUCUCUGUUCCUCAUGUCAGUAAAAUACUGGAGAUGCAAACUGCUGAAGUUUAAUUUUCCCCAGAUUUACAUUCUGUACAUUGUAUUUGUGUCCUGACAAGUGCUACUUUGAGAGUGUGUUAUGGAAAAGACAGAUUUCUUCCACCUUGUUGCACAUGAACCGUGUUUCAAGGUGAAGCUCUUGUACUCUGGAUCUUGUUUUAUCAUGGGGCCUGUAUAUAUUGUUUUGACUCUACUAAGAUGUUGGUUUCUUUUUAGAGCCAUUAAGAAGUUUGGAGGUCGGGGAGACUGCCUUUGAAAGCAGGACUAUUACAGUCCAUGCAUGGCAGAAACUAUGGUGCCAUUUACUUUAAUGUGACCCUCCCUCCCAGCUUACAGAACCAUUUUCCAGAAUCUUAUGAUGAUGUCAUUAAGUUUACAGUUGGCAGCCGUGAAAGAAUGGCUUGUUUUAAUUAGCUUUUAAGCUCUUCAUCUGGAUUUGCCAGCUGCAUCACAAAAAAAUCCUUCCUUUAAUGUAACCGCCCUCCCCUCCUUUAUUGUAUUUGCAAUGUUUGUGGAUUGCAUUCUGAUUGACCAUUUGUGCCAUGCUUAUCAGCAUUUUCUGAUAUAUAUGGGUGGUAUGAGAAGAACCCAAGCACUUUAGAAUAUGGAUGGCAUUUUUAUUUUUAUUUCCCUUCUGUCUUAAUGAUGAACAGAAAAGAUUCUCUGUAGUAAGAAGUGGCUGUUGAGAAGUCCUCUGCCUCUAGUGGCUUAAGUCUAAAAAGCUCAUUUUGUGCUUUGCUUCUCUGUGUGAAUAUGUCAGCCUGAAGCUUCUUCAAUGGAUUUUAAGUUGAAGGGUCCCAGCAGCUAUCUCUUUAGACAAAAUCCUAGCAACUUUGUACAUAGAUCAUCCCUUAGUAGUUAUUACAUAGCAGUCAUUCUGUGUAACUCUCCUUUUUAAUUUUAUUUGUAAAGUUGAUGGUUUUCAGUGUUUAAUAUUUUUUUUGUCAAAUUUGUGCACUACUGUAAUGAUCAAAUGGGAUCCUGGCACACCAAAUUAUGGCUAUUUUUUAAGCAAUGAUUGCAACUGUUUCUCUACUGUAGGUUAAUUGUGGAAUCUCAGAUGCAGCCAAAACCUGUUUGAGUCAAUUAAUCCAUAAAACCAUAAAUCAUAAAAUGAACCUUAAAAUAUG
This is a messenger RNA of Python bivittatus (Burmese python), 6174 nucleotides long. RefSeq names its product Rho/Rac guanine nucleotide exchange factor 18 (gene ARHGEF18). Gene Ontology annotation, biological process: small GTPase-mediated signal transduction. Gene Ontology annotation, molecular function: guanyl-nucleotide exchange factor activity. Lineage: Eukaryota; Metazoa; Chordata; Lepidosauria; Squamata; Pythonidae. The record is from RefSeq and is a predicted model, not a curated record.